AUGAGACGCCAACAAGCGGCGGCAGAUACCUUGGCAGCAAACAUGGAGAAGGAACAAGGAAAGAGUCGGCAUUCUCGGAUAUGUUUAUUAGUUACAUUGACAGCUUUUUUCUGGGUUGGUUUAUUUUAUUUCCACUUUGAAUUCAUUGGAGGCAAUAGUGUUGUUGUGCAGUCUAUCCAGCAGCAACUCACCCCUGUUUCUGAAUCUAGUAGUAAUAGAAAUACAGUUCAUGCCUUACAGAAUCCCCGUCCUUUACUGGUUACUAGUCCUCCCAAGGUUGAUGAUCCCCAACCAGUUCCUGUGGUUGCUCCGAUUUUGAGAAAUGGUUCGAGAAAUUCAGAUAAGCGUGUAUCUGUUAAUUCAGAGAUUGAUAAUGAUAAUGCUAGUCCUCCAAAGGUUGAUGCUAGUCCUUCGAAGGUAGAUGCUAGUUCUCAGUCAAUAAGUAAUGGCUCGAGCUAUGCUCAAUCAGUUCAGGUAGUUGCUCCAACUUUAAGUAAUAGUUCGAGCAAUGCUCAAUCAGUUCCGGUUGUUGCUCCAACUUUAAGUAAUAGUUCGAGCAAUUCGGCUGAACAGCAAUCUGUUAAUAUUUCGGUGGUUGAUAAUGCUGGUAAUAAGGUGGAGGAUUACCCCUUUAUGAAGGCUUUGAGAACUGCAGAUAAUAAGAGUGAUCCCUGUGGUGGAAGGUAUAUUUAUGUGCAUGACCUUCCUCCCAGGUUCAACGUGGAUAUGCUUAAGGAGUGUAAGAGCCUAAGUCUAUGGACUAACAUGUGUAAGUUCAUUAGUAAUGCUGGACUAGGUCCCCCACUGGAGAAUGUUGAAGGGGUGUUCUCAAACACUGGAUUCUAUGCCACAAAUCAAUUUGCGGUGGAUGUGAUCUUCAAUAAUCGUAUGAAGCAGUAUGAUUGCUUGACUACUGAUUCUUCCCUUGCUGCUGCCAUUUUCGUGCCCUUUUAUGCCGGAUUUGAUAUAGCUCGUUACCUCUGGGGUUAUAACACUUCCAUGAGGGAUGCUGCUUCUCUUGCUUUGAUUGAUUGGCUGACCAAGAAGCCAGAGUGGGGUAUUAUGGGUGGUAAGGAUCAUUUCCUUGUUGCUGGCAGGAUAACCUGGGAUUUUAGGAGAAAAACUGAUCAAGAGCGGGACUGGGGAAACAAGCUUCUUUUCCUCCCAGAGGCAAAGAACAUGUCCAUGCUUGUGGUGGAAGCAAGUUCAUGGAAUUUUAAUGAUUUUGGUAUUCCGUACCCCACAUAUUUCCACCCAGCAAAGGAUGAAGAGGUGUUCAUUUGGCAAGAUCGCAUGAGGAAGACCGAAAGGAAGUGGCUUUUCUGUUUUGCUGGUGGACGUCGUCCUGGUGAUCGCAAAUCAAUUAGGGAUCAAAUUAUAGAUCAGUGCAAGAACUCCAAGGUGUGUAAGCUGUUAGAAUGCGCUAAAGGUCAGAGCAAGUGCCACUCGCCCAGCACUAUAAUGCAGAUGUUUCAGAGUUCUGUUUUCUGCCUUCAACCUCAAGGCGACUCUUACACAAGAAGAUCAGCUUUUGACUCAAUUUUGGCAGGUUGCAUACCUGUCUUCUUCCAUCCUGCUUCUGCAUACACUCAGUACAUUUGGCACCUUCCAAAAAAUGUUUCAAAAUACUCAGUUCUCAUUCCUGAGAAUGACAUCCGUAAGAAUAAUAUCAGCAUUGAGCAAUUGCUCAGUAGAUAUACUGCUAAGCAAAUCAAGGAAAUGGGGGAGGAGGUUAUAAAACUUAUCCCCACUAUAACAUAUGCCGAUCCUCGCUCUAAAUUGGAGACCGUCAAGGAUGCUUUUGAUGUAGCCGUGGAAGCUAUUAUCAAAAGGGUUACAAAAUUGAGGAAAGAUGUCAUGGAAGGCUAUAGAGAUGAUGGUCGAGAUGAAACACGUGCUUGGAAAUAUGCUCUGAUGGAUGAAGGACAACAUGAGUUGCUGCCUCAUGAAUGGGAUUCACUUUUUGUUAACGAACCUGAUGAGGCUGCUGAUUCUAGUGGUUCAGCAGUGGAGGCUGCUAAAAAUUCGUGGAAGACUGAGCAUGGGCAACAGUAA
Molecule: messenger RNA, 2055 nt
Organism: Oldenlandia corymbosa var. corymbosa
Lineage: Eukaryota; Viridiplantae; Streptophyta; Magnoliopsida; Gentianales; Rubiaceae
Source: the annotation of a GenBank genome assembly